CCGGGAAAAGCUGCUAGCAUCAUCACGUUGGCCUCGAGCUAGGGUCUCGCGUGAGGUCUCGAGCCUGUGCCUUCGCCACCGCUCCGAAAAGGGAAAGAAGAAAAGAAAGAAAAUAUCGUCGGUUGUAUCGGCGAGGAAGGCGGACGGCAGCCGCACAGCAGCGAUGCUCGUCAGAGCUGAUGCUCGACGGUGAGGAUCGGCUUUGACGCUGUAGUCACUGCAGGGAAGCCCAUCGCCGGGUGAAGCACUUGGGAGGCCGCGCGGUUCGGAUCGUCUCGACAGUUAGGUCGUGAGACCUCGACGACACGCUCCAACAUGAAGAUCGAGAACCUGCUCGUGCGGCAACUCAUCAACGAGUUCCUCGGAACGCUGGUGCUGGUUUUACUCGGCGAUUCCGUCUUGGCUAUCAUCAUUGCGGCUGACAACGAGUCCAUCGCCGCUGUCGUGGGACCGUUAGGCUGGGGCACCGCCAUCUACGUGGCCGUCCAAAUCGCCGGAGGUGUCACAGCACACCUGAAUCCUGCCGUAACGCUGGCCCUGGCGUCGGUGCGCAAGUUCCCGAUCGCCAAAGUGCCACUUUUCUUCGCGGCCCAGUACCUGGGCGCCUUCGUCGGCGCAGCUCUCGUGUUCGUCACGUACAAAGAUUUGAUCGACCAUUUCGACGAUGGAGUCCGCCACGUGAUGGGAGCGAAGGCUACGGCCGCAAUAUUCGCUACUUACCCGAAACCACAUGUCAGCACUUUGACCUGCUUCAUCGAUCAGGUGAUCGCUACGGGCAUACUCACGCUGAGCGCAGAGGCGAUCACCGACCCCCGCAACUUCGGCGGGAUUCCCGUGUCCAUGCACCCAAUCUGCCUGGCCCUCAUGAUCAUGUCCCUCAUCUUCAGCUUCCCCUACAACUGUAUGUGCCCACUCAACCCCGCCAGGGACAUCUCGCCACGGCUGUUCACCCUCAUCGCUGGAUGGGGCCCCGAGACGUUCACUCUCCGCGGCGGGAACUACGUGUGGGUUCCCGUGCUCGGCCCUCACAUCGGCGCCAUCUUGGGCGCGUGGCUGUACAAGGUGGCUAUCGCGGACCACUGGCCCGACAAGCCGAAGCCAACCGUCUCAAAGGAGUUGCCCGUCCCUGACGUGGCCGUGGUGGAUGGAAAGAAACCAGCCGCCGUUGCUGCACCGCCUCCUCCUGCUGCUGCAGCACAGGCUCAGGCUUCGCCUCAGACUGCGGUUCGUCAGACCUCCGAUAUCGAGGCCGGCACUCCUAGGAAGAGCCCGUAGCGACAGCGACCCAUUUCGUUGUGCGCAUCCGACCUCAUAUACCAGACGGCAGGGAGGUCAAGGACGAUCUGGUGGAGACCCUGUACAAGGUCGACGGCGAGAGGCUGGUGGUCGAGCUCGAACCGUCCCAGCCGCAGAAGCUGUGAGACCUCGUGCGUGCCCCCACUAUCUACAGUACCGCCGAAGCGGCGCCGAACGGCUAGCGUUACGUCUUUGUUGGCCCCCGUGGACCAACAGGUGUCGCUUCGAUGGUGGUGUUCGUCCCCUCUAAACACAACGCAAGCCGUUCGCCACUCUUUUGUACCCAUACUCACGAGCUAUCCUUCCGAACGAGCCCUGGCGGCCCUGUCAUCAAGAGCUGCAUGUUCCCGUGGACUGAUGGUGGCACGGGAAAGUCAGAAGACGCGCGAGGCGCGCGAGCGCGCGGCAUUUCAGUUACACCAGAAGGGUCGUCAUGACUGCUGGUGUCACGCAUGUCGCAAGGUCUUUUUCAGGGUGUAUUUUGAGUGUUUCGAACCCUACGCAAUACGAGACUACUACGGAUGCUUCUAAACAAAAAAGCUAGGAGCCGGAAGGUAGAAAUGGUUUCGUAAUAAAUGGAAUAAAUCAGGUAAAGCGCUGCAGACAUGUUGGC
Molecule: messenger RNA, 1909 nt
Organism: Dermacentor silvarum
Lineage: Eukaryota; Metazoa; Arthropoda; Arachnida; Ixodida; Ixodidae
Product: aquaporin-9-like
Exons: 8
Coding region: 316-1275 (319 amino acids)
Biological process (GO): glycerol transmembrane transport; water transport
Cellular component (GO): basolateral plasma membrane; plasma membrane
Molecular function (GO): glycerol channel activity; water channel activity
Source: RefSeq, a predicted model, not a curated record